AUGGCUACUCAUAUUGACCCAUUUUCUUCCCCAGCUACUCAUUUCGACUACUUGAUUGCCCGAGGUGGCACUGCAGGCCUCAUGCGGGCAGCGCGGCUGACGGAGGAUCCAGAUAUUACUGUCGGCGUUUUUGAGGUCGGCCUCGACCGAACUGAUGAUCCCAAUAUCCUCACUCCUGGAUUCACGCCCACCAUGUGGGACAACCCGGAGUAUAACUGGAUCUUCGACACAGUGCCCCAGACUAACGGCAACAAUCGCGUUAUUAACCAUCCGCGUCAAGAGUCAGCUUGGAGGAUCUAG
Letharia columbiana is the source of this 300-nucleotide messenger RNA. RefSeq lists its product as uncharacterized. Gene Ontology annotation, molecular function: oxidoreductase activity; flavin adenine dinucleotide binding. The transcript is spliced from 2 exons. Bases 1 to 300 code for a protein of 99 amino acids. The record is from RefSeq and is a predicted model, not a curated record. Lineage: Eukaryota; Fungi; Ascomycota; Lecanoromycetes; Lecanorales; Parmeliaceae.